AUGACGGCAUACGGUGCAGUGAAUUCUUUGAGGAAUACAAUUGAUUACAUUCUCCAUUCUUCUUAUUUUAACCUCGUUGAGCCCUCUCCACAGAUCAUACAACUCGCCUACAACGAGUUGGAUCCGUUGCAAGAAAUUCUUGAAAGAUUGGACAGGACAAGAACAAGCAAGAGCAGGAAGAAGGUGAAUGCUUUGGAUGGAAGAAUCAAAGAGUUGAUUUGGGAAUUCCAAGAUUUAUUGGAAUCUCUUCUCUACCAUCAGAUUUUUUCACAAUUUCAUGCAGACCAAGUAUAUGAAGAAAUGAAAUCGAGAGUCCAAGGCUUUUUGGAAUCUCUUCCCUCACAGCCACAGAUUCUAUUCCAAAGCCCUCCUCCACACCACACUACCACAAGAACCCAAAGAGUGCUGCACUAUUUCAAACCUAAAAGACUGCUGCACUAUUUCAAACCCAAAGGAAGAAAAUUCAUCGCGCCAAGAUUCUCCAUUGAUCUGCAAUUCCUACAGCAUGAGGUUCCUUCCUUCAUCCAGAGGCUCAAGGAUAUGGAGGAGGAAUACAUUUAUGAAGUACAAAAUAUGCCCGAAGACGAUGAUGACGAAUCUAUUUCAACAAGAACUCGGACCAAGUCCAUGAUGAUUGGAUUAUCGGAUCAACUCGAACAACUCAAAGAUUAUAUGAUGAUGAGUUACGACAACAGGCUUGUAACCGUCGGAAUUGUUGGAACUGCAGGCGUUGGGAAGACUGCUCUUGCUGAGGCAGUUUUUGAAGAUCCUGAUAUCUUGAGCCAUUUUGAGCACCGCGUGUGGGUAAGGGUAGGCAAGAAAUCUCAAUUCGACGAUGUUUCACGAGAGAUUCUAGCUCAAAUGUUUAGAAUCUCACAAGGAGAUCACGAAUUAGGUGCCUGCUUCAAAGAAAGACUGCAGGCCAGGAACUGCCUCAUUGUGCUCGAUGAUGUGUGGGAGAGACAGAUAAUGGAUUCCUUGUUGAGUUCCUUACAAAACAUCAAUAAUGGAUCAAUUCGUAUCUUGGGUACUACUCGAGAUCGAAACACAAAUGUCUCAAUGGAUUGGAUAUUAGUGCGAUUUUUGAACGAAGAAGAAAGCAAGGAGCUACUAUGCCAAAAGGUGUUUGGUGAAAAGGAUUGCCCUUUUCAACUUGACAAAGCCGCCACCAAAAUUGCCAAGAACUGUGAAGGUCUUCCUCUCACGAUUGUAACAGUGGCUGACAUCCUAUCAAAAUCCCAUAAUACAGACCCAAAAUACUGGGAGGAUGUAGCAGAAAUGCGAAAUUCAGUCUUCACGGAUGCAUAUAAUGAGAUAUCAAAGGUACUUUACCCAAGUUAUGAAUACUUACCUCAAUAUCUUAAAAUGCCUUUUCUGUAUAUGGGAGUCUUCCCUCCAGAUUAUGACAUCCCCAUAUCCAAGAUCAUGAAUAUGUUGGCUACUGAAGGCUGGUUUCAUAACACACAAAAAAAACAAUCUUUGGAGGAUUCUGUGUGGAAAUGCUUGAAGGAGCUUUGUGUGAAUGCCAGCAUUUGUACUAUCUUGAAACUCUUCAGAAGAGUUCCUUGUUUAAAGAAAUUAGGAGUUCAUAUCGAGCUGACGCCUUAUGAUGACCAUAAUGAUUUGUUAAGAUGUGUUGGUCAUAUUUCAACACUUGGAAGUUUGGAGACAUUGAAAUAUAGUAUCAUAAAUCCUGUGGUUAAGUAUGAUUAUGCUUUUCGUAGUUCAUUGAUGAAGUUGCCACGUCGAUUGAAAAAGUUACAUUUGAGUGGCAUGGGUUUCCCUUGGAAUUACAUGGAUGUAAUUGGCUCUUUGCCAUUACUUGAAGUGCUCAAAUUGCGAGCCUACGCCUUUCGGGGUUCAAAGUGGGAAGCGCAAGAGACAAGUUUUUUGAAACUUAAGUUUCUUCUAAUUGAAGACAGUGAUUUGGUGCAAUGGAAACCAAGAUCUGGAAGCUUUCCUAAUCUUAUGUACCUAAGCAUGAAACAUUGCUACAAACUAGAAGAGAUCCACUGGCUGUUUCAUUAUAGGUUCGGAACUAUUGAAUUAGUGAACUGCAAUCCUGUAGCUUUGACUUGGCUCAAGCAAUUACGACCGGAUCCAUUUACUAUGAUUGAUGUUACUGCCACUUAUUCUUUUGACGAGAAACCCGUUACUAUCAAGUUUAGAAGGUACUGCAACUGCUGA
Messenger RNA from Salvia miltiorrhiza (redroot sage), 2187 nucleotides. RefSeq names its product putative disease resistance RPP13-like protein 2. The record is from RefSeq and is a predicted model, not a curated record. The transcript has 2 exons. Bases 1 to 2187 code for a protein of 728 amino acids. Gene Ontology annotation, molecular function: ADP binding. Gene Ontology annotation, biological process: defense response to other organism. NCBI's taxonomy places the organism in Eukaryota, Viridiplantae, Streptophyta, Magnoliopsida, Lamiales, Lamiaceae.